GCACGUCAGUGGCUGCUACACUUCCUGCUGCCGCUAUGGCCGCGAGAGCCUCUGCUCCGGCGCUGAGCGUCGCCGCCACCUUCCUCCUCCUCCUCUUCACACUGUGCAGGGGCUCCUCGUCGGCCUCCCAAGAGCUCCGACGCCCGCCCGCCAAAAUAGGUGUGAUUGGCGCUGGCAUCGGGGGCACCUCAGCAGCCUACUUUCUGCGCCAGAAGUUUGGUAGAGAUGUCCAGAUUGAUGUGUUUGAAAAAGGAGAAGUCGGGGGCCGUUUGGCUACUCUCAACGUAGAAGGAAAAUAUUAUGAAGCAGGAGGAUCUGUCAUUCACCCCCUUAACCUGCACAUGAAACAUUUUGUCAAAUUGUUAGGACUCUCUGUUCCUGCAAAGCAAGGUGGACUCAUGGGCAUUUACAAUGGAGAAGAGUUUGUCUUUGAGGAGAGCAGCUGGUACAUUUGGAAUGUCAUCAAACUCCUCUGGAAUUACGGACUGAAUACCCUGCGAAUGCACAUGUGGGUAGAAGAAAUCUUGGACAAGUUUAUGAGGAUCUAUCGUUACCAAUCUAAUGAUUAUGCCUUCAGUACGAGUGAGGCUUUGCUUCAUGCCCUGGGAGGAUCUGACUUCCUUCAGAUGCUGAAUCAGACCAUUGACAAGUCCAUGCAGAAAGCGAGCUUCUCCCAGAAGUUCAUCAAUGAGAUAGUAACUCCAGUCAUGAGAGUCAAUUAUGGACAAAGUGCCAGCAUCAAUGGCUUUGUGGGUGCAGUAUCUUUGGCAGGUGCUGAGUCUGGACUUUGGUCAAUAGAAGGAGGUAACAAAUUGGUCUGCACUGGCCUGCUUGAAGCUUCUAAAGCACACCUGAUUUCUGGCACUGUUUUCUCACUAGAAGAAAAAGCCAGGCAAGGACGCUCAGGAGGUACCGUGAAACUCUAUGAAGUGACAUACAAUUCUACAACGGGAUUAACAUCAGAUUUGUAUGAUAUCAUUCUGAUAGCUACUCCAUUACACCGUAAAAUUGCCAACAUAACAUUCCAUAACUUCAGACCACCUAUCCCAGAGUUCUCCAGACCAUAUGAACAGAUUGUGUCAACAUUCCUCCAUGGACAGAUUAAUGCUUCUUUCUUUGGCUACCAGGACCCUUCCCAAUUCUCCUUAACGGCUAUUUUCACAAUGGAGAACCCAAAGCUAUUUUUCAAUAGCCUUGGUGUUGUCUCUUCAGUACAAAACAAAAUGGAUCCAUUUCUGGGCUCUCAUGUUUGGAAAACAUUUUCAGCUGACUCUUUGACCGAGGAGCAGAUAAACUUGCUAUUCUCAUCCUAUGACACUGUAGAAGAAAAGAAGUGGCUAGCUUAUCCACACUACAGCCCUCCAGAGAAGUGCCCUCCUGUCAUUCUCCACGAUCACAUGUACUACCUCAACAGCAUAGAGUGUAUUGCAAGUGCCAUGGAAAUGAGUGCCAUCUCAGCCAAAAAUGUAGCACUCUUGGCUUACCACCAUUGGUACAAUCAGACAGACAUGAUUGAUCAAGAAGAUUUGCAUGAGAGACUUAAAACAGAACUUUGAGGGCAUACACAUUGCCGAGAAACUGAGCCUAUGCUGCAGCAGCAAAACCUGUGUUUAAACAGAACAUGAUUCAUUACGUAUAUGCUUCUCCCUUGAAAUGCAUGGAUCUGAGCAGCAGUUUUUGGUUAUAGUUUUUUCAAUAAAUAAAUGUUUCGACAAAUUAAUAAAUGUUCAAUAAAUACUGUGUAUAAAUUCAUUUCUAGGAAGUGACCUGAGAAACAUGCAUCUCAGGCUUACUUAGGCCUCUGUUGCUGACAGUGUGGCAACUCCUGGUCUGUCGUAGUGACUCCACAUGGCAUCCAGGGAGGGUGCUGGGGCAUGCCAGGAGGCUGACGUCGGUUGGAGGAGAGGUCUGUAUGUUAAUCAACUAUUUAUGUUUUGUACUUAUGUUUGGAGGGGCAUAAGCGAUAUAUACAGAUCUUGAACUACACAGCGGCCUAGUGGCCUUAACCCCAGCUUUGCUGAAGGGAGAAGUGUACAUUAUAAGUUAAAAGGCUAUUGCCAACAUCAAUGACAAGGGCUGUAGCAGGAUGUGCGCGCUAGUAGUUUUAAAGCAGGCCUUAACAAGAAAUGACCAUUGAUUCCAGAAGGAUUGUGACUACUUUUGACAAAGUUCUGCAACAGAUUAAACGUAAUCAGACAUGAAUAAGCAAAUUAGGCAUAUGCCUUACCCAAGAACAAAUGAUUUCAAGUAUCUUCUUACAAACUAUCAUCUUGCUAUAAUCUAUGAUUGAGGA
This is a messenger RNA of Pogona vitticeps (central bearded dragon), 2293 nucleotides long. Its product is annotated as prenylcysteine oxidase 1. The record is from RefSeq and is a predicted model, not a curated record. NCBI's taxonomy places the organism in Eukaryota, Metazoa, Chordata, Lepidosauria, Squamata, Agamidae. Gene Ontology annotation, biological process: prenylcysteine catabolic process; prenylated protein catabolic process. Gene Ontology annotation, molecular function: prenylcysteine oxidase activity.